AUGUCCAGUGCAGAGGGCUGGAACGACGUGAGCUUCCACGGGUCUCGCCAGAUCCCGACGCCCAACCUCGACGCCCUUGCGGCCACCGGCGUCAUACUGCAGCGCCACUACUCGGCCUCCACGUGCACACCCUCGCGGACGGCCCUGCUGGCGUCCGUGUAUCCGGCUCGCACGAGCGUGGGGUACCAGGAGCUUCCUCCCGCCUCGGAGCAGUCCCUUUCGCUGCGCUUUCAUCUUUUGCCGCAGUGGUUGAAAAGGCUGGGGUACAGCACGCACAUCGUGGGCAAGUGGCACUUGGGUUACUCGGCCGUCGAGUACACGCCAACCUGGCGUGGCUUCGACACCUUCUUUGGCUACUACAACGGCGCCGCCUACUAUUUCAACCACAGCCUGAACUGGGAUGGUUCAUCCUUGCACCUAGCUCAGCAGUUCCGAGAGUCAUUUCUAAAACGCCGACCUCCUGCGCAGCAAGGACACUGCGGUCUAGACGUUUGGCACAACGAGGGCCACAGAACUAGACCUGUCACCAACCUCGACGGUGUCUACUCCACGGACGCGUUCACUGAGGAGGCCAAGCGGAUUAUUCGGAAGCACGACGCACGAAAGGUGAAGUCAGAACCGCUCUUCUUGUACAUGAGCUACCAAGGCGUCCACAGCACCUGCGAUGGCUGCACCGUGGAGGCACCCCGUCGAAACGUGCGCAAGUUCUCCUACAUUACAGCGAGGAACCGCACUUUGCUAGCCGGAGCCGUGGACGCGUUGGACAAGUCCGUGGGACGUCUGCUGGAGGCGCUGCAGUCACGUGACAUGCUCGCCCAUAGCGUGGUGGUGUUCGCCAGCGACAACGGCGCGGCACCGCUGGCCACGGCCUAUCACGAGCUACCUAACGCGGGCAACAACUGGCCUCUGAGAGGGGGCAAGGAGGACGCGUGGGAAGGCGGGGUCAGGACGCCGGCGCUGUUCUGGUCCGCUAGCCUCCGAGACACUCAACAGCGGCCGCCCUCUCAGCAGAUGCUGCACAUGGUCGACUGGGCGCCCACUCUUUACGCAGCCGCAGGUGGUGACGUUUCGGACCUUGGCGACGUAGACGGCAGGAACUUAUGGAAGGCGCUGACGACUGGACAGGGCGAAGGCCGCGACGAAGUGCUCCUGGAGUUGGAAGGCGAGCAGCGGACGUCGGCUCUCAUCUCUGGCAGGUACAAGCUAGUGGAGCGUCUGAGCGGACCCGAAGACGAAGCACACGACUGCCGUGUGGCACCACCACGGGGAGAGCCUCCCGACGACCUUGACCUGGACGACCUCAUGAGGUCCUCCGACGCCUGGAAAGCCUUGCAGGGCGCCCUCGGGGGCCCGAACAGCAGUUCGACCCCGACGUCACCGCGAGCGAACUGGCGCAUGGAGGCGACCGUUCACUGUGGCGGCAACGACGGAUCGGCCAACACUGCGAGCAACUUCGAUCCCCACGACAGCCUGUUCGUGUUCGAUGUCGUCAGCGACCCGUGCGAAACGAAGAACCUGGCUACGUCCGAACCCGAGAUACGAGAGGAAUUGCUGAGAAAGCUAGCUGCGUACCGGGAAGCCCUGUCGCCCAACUCCAGCACCAUCAAGUCCAGUGAGCGGGGAUACCCAGAGCACCACGGGUGCCUUUGGGCGCCAUGGGUGGGAGUUGCGCUAGCUCAGUACAACAACUGCUCCUGCUGAGAGGGACAACCACCGACUGUGCGUUGUGCAUGGAGACAUACCUUGCGAAGCGAAGAAGAUCGGUGUAUAAUAUAUAAGUUGAGCGGCACAGUUUUUGUGUGGUUCGAGUAGGCCUCAAGGUUGACGGAUGCUCUCUACAGACCUUGUGUCCAUCCCGCUUGGGCAAGAGCUUUCAUCGCUUUCAGAGUUAGAACCGAGAAAGAUAAGCUAAAAUAAUUUUAUAAAACAUGAAGCUACAGGUGCAGGCGGCAGCAUAUGGCAGGCGUGUAAU
Molecule: messenger RNA, 1972 nt
Organism: Dermacentor andersoni
Lineage: Eukaryota; Metazoa; Arthropoda; Arachnida; Ixodida; Ixodidae
Molecular function (GO): sulfuric ester hydrolase activity
Source: RefSeq, a predicted model, not a curated record